CCAAAAAACAACACUGAUUAUGUACGCAAGGAUAGUAGAUUAUUGAUGUACAUCGGUGAUUUCAGUCGACAACUUGAUUAUCUCCACAAGUUGAUCACCAUUAUAGAUGUUCAGAAUCUUACACAGGAAAAUGUAAGUUGUCUGAACACGACCCUGGUGUUCCUUAUGUUUGCCAACAGGAAGAAUCAGUUGGGACGUUACCUACAGGCAUUAAAAGAUGAGAAGGAAGGCAUGUUGGAGGUGAAUGGUUCAGUACAAUUCAUGACAAACUUCCGUGAUCUAUUACUCUUCUGGCAAGACCACUAUCUCCAUAAAGACAAGGACUGUAGUGCCUUAGAAAAGAGUUCAAGAAUUAGUUUUGAUUACUGGAAACAGACAGUUGCUACACUUGUGUGUGACGAUCAAGACAAUGAGUGUGCUAUUGUACAUUACUGUGUACGUCCGCCAUGUGAACGGACUAUUUAGUGUGUGUGUAUGUAGAUAAACAAAAAGUUAGUGUGUGUAAAUAGGCUUGGAUAUUCACUGGAUGUGGAGAACAGUGUAUGAAGAUGAAAUAGAACGGCAUCAAAUGUCUUAAAUGACUGCCUUGAAAAACAGAAAUAGAUUACUUGUGCUAUAUGAUUCUUUAUAAAGGUGAUGCGGUGCCUAGGUGGGAAGGGAGGAAAGGAUCGAGUUCUUGCUAUGCAUGACCAGUAUAUAUAAAGGUCAAAGGUCAGUAGUGUACAAAAGGUACAAAACAAAACACAACAGAUAGAAAGAAGGGAUAUAAAGUUGGUAAAAUGUCAGUGAUUGUGGUUGUUGUGAAAUGGUUUACUUGGAAACACAAAGCAAAUAUUUUAUACUGUGAUUAUUAAAAAAAAUUACUAUAAUAGUUUAACUAUAAACUGAUGUUAUAAGAAUUUUCAGCUCUGAACUGUCAUAAAUUUUAUAGUCUAAUAAGUUUUAAUAUAAACUAAAGUUCUUAAAGCUUUAAAGGGACUCCACAGAGGUUUUUUGACAUUAUGGGACUGAAAAUAUUUUUUCCAGAUAAAUGCACCAUUUGAUGUAGGUUUAGGCCAUUAUUUUUUGUGCAAAAUUUCAGAUUAUUCGAGCACUUGGUUUUUCCAGAAUAAUUAUUCAAAUUGUAAAAAAAUGACCCAAAAAUAAAAAGCGUUUAAAUGCUUUUCACUCAAAUUGGGCUGGAAAAGGCAUAAAAUAUGAUUUUCAAUUUAUUUCAAAGUAUAUUUUUAACAAUCUUUGCAUAUAUUUCUGGUUAAAGUGCCCCAGCUCAUUUAUGUAAGAAAUUCAAAUGUUAUGUUUUUAGGCUUUUAAACCUCAGUGGAGUCCCUUUAAACUGUUUGUUGCUUCUGAAGCUGUGAACUGUCAUCUUGACUUGUUUUUGUUACUUUUUUCCCAUGCUUUCUUAAAUUUUGAUCCAUAAUGUUUUAGCUUCAGCUAUGAUGUGAAGUUCAUUCAUUGCUUUUAUUGAUCUAUGAAUUUGUAGCUCGAUGUUUUGUUAAUUUUGUAAGUCAUAUUUUGUAGUUUCAAUGCUAAUUAAAUUGUGACCUUUGGUCCUUGCUUCCCCUGUAUUGAAUGUUCUGUUUUAAAUUUAUUUGCCAAACAGUGUUCAUUCUAUGAGUGGCACGAACUUGUAUAUUUUAUGAAAUUAGUCCUAAAAGGUUUGUCUAUGUGUGUAUCUCAUUAUAUAACAUGUAAUACCAGACAUGAAGCCUUGAUGCUCAAUAUAAAGGGAGGUAAUUUUGAGAUUUUAAUAUGAGAAAGUAAGUUUUGUUUGAAUGUAUUCAUACUACUCAAAAUUUAAGUCAUUGUAAAGAUGUGUGUUAUUAUGCUUGGUUGAGCAUAAUGGUGCUAGUCUGUUAUAGUUCCUGGUUUUACAAUAUUUAACCUCUCCUGUCAAAAAUGGCAGCCAUUUUGGGGCCCAGUAUACUAUAUAUAAUUUACAAAAUAAUUGAAGAAUAAAAAUACAUUAUAAACAAAUGAUUCAAGUGAAUUGUCAAAUUCUUUUACAUAGGUUAAACUGUUGUUAUAGCACAAAUAUGUUAUAGCACAAAUAUCUAAAAGAUUUUUUUAUCAGUUUAGAUGAAGAUGAAUUGUGAGAUUUUUUUUUAUCUUUUCUGAAGUAUGAUUUAUAUUAAGAGUAACCCUGAAAAUGGCAGCCAGGAGAGAUAAUACAUGCUAUGUGAAAAGCAUCUAUUGUGUUACUCUUUCCAUUUUUCAUAGCACAUUAUUGAUAAUGUCUUAGAUGUAUGUACCUUGCAUGGAUCUUUACCCUUCGAUUGGUUUUCAUGUCAUUUCUGUCAAUGAGACUUAAAAAAAGAAUAUCUUUAUUUUUUCCGCUUGAAAAAAAUCAUAAUUCAGCAAAUUUAUUUUUAUGAAUGCCAGGCAAUAGUUCCUGAUAUAUAUUUCUUGAUAUAGAUUUUCCUUUUUGUAUUUAUUAAUUUUUAGUAUUCUAUUUUUUUUUAUUUUAUUAAAGACAGAAUGUCUUGCCAUUUGAACAAAAUAUUAUCAAGUAGAAUUUCAACAAUACAGUCAAAUUCAUAUUUGCCUUAAAUAAAUGUGUUGUUUUUUAUGAGUGUGCCACCAGAUACGAAGUAAAAGUGCUAUUUUCAUGGGGUUCUACUGUUCUAUUUUGAUAUAGACUUGAUUAAUUGUUAUAAAGUAAUUGUUCAUUUUUCUAUAGCAAAGCAGUUAUGUCUUGCUAGCAUAUAUAUAUUUUGGUUAGGUGUAAACAUAAAUAACAAAAUAUGAAUGUAUAAAUUACACAAGUUAACUUACAUGUAUGCAUGAUGAAAUUGAAAAUCAUAUUAACAUUGUCUUACUUUAUCUGAUAAUAUUGAAAGUUUUAAUUUGUAUUCUAAAAUUUAACUAUAUAACUCAUUUUCUGAAGACUCCACUGAGGUUUAUUUGACAUGACGGGAUCAUUCACUCAUAACGUUUUUCCAGAAUAAUUAUUCUAAUUGUGAAAAAUGACCCAAAAUUAAAGGCGUUGCUGCUUAUCACUCAAGUUCGGCUAAGAAUAGCAAAAACAAACAAUUUUCAGUUUAUUUCCGAGUCUUUUUCUUAAUUUUCUUUUGCAUAUUUUUCUGUAUUAAGUACCCCCAGUUGAUCUGUGCUAGAAUUUAAAAUUAAUGUUUUUAGCCUUUUGGAUCUCAGUGAAGCUCCUUUCAUAAACUUGAACUGGCUCAACUUUAUGCUUAAAAAUUAUAGUAUACGUAGAAGUAUGACAGCAUUGUGUUAGUAUGCCAUAAACCGAAACAGACAAUGAAAUUAUUUAAAUCUUAAUAUCUAUAAUAAUACUAAUGUCCCUACAUCACGAGUAUAGAGUCAGGCCAGUUUGCUUGUACACACUGUAUCAUGGGUAUAUAGUAACUCUAGGCCAGUUUGUUUUCUUGAGCAGUCUGAUAAGAGUGUAUGCUGUCAAUAGCAAUAUUUUAGCAUUUUUAUAUCUGAAUUCCUUAAAAUAACAUUUCAAGAAUUGAAGCCACACAAAUAUUGUGAAAUAAUUUAAGAAAAAUUUAAAUACUUCCACAGGUAUGAGUGUAAGGGGUUCUUUAAUAUAAAAGGUUAUAAAUAUGUUGCCAGACCAGCAUUUGGAGUCUUGUGUAGUGCUAGUAUCGGGGGGUGGUACUGGGUGUUUUUCUUCAACCAGUACUGUUUCUAGCAUUUUCAGUGCAGACUUGAUGAAAGGGAGGUAACUUGACACUAUGUGUUAUUGUAUCCCUUGUCAAGUUUGGAUAUAUAUUAGACAAUAUUUUUUAGAGUAACUUGUUAUUUAUAAUGAUGAUUAUAACACUGGCGAUAUUACAUUAACUCAUUACUCUUUUUAAUUUGUCAUUUUCUCAAUUAAGUUUUUCAUAGUAAAAGAUAUUUUAUAAUAAAUUUGACUUCUUGGUUUUCUAUGGAGAGUUAUGUCCCUUUCAUAUUAUAGUUACUGGCCUACGCUGUGCUAUUUUCAAAACUUACAUAUGUGUGUUAUGUCUCAUUAUAUACAUAUAUUAUGUGUUUUUCUAUGUGUGUACAUAGUGUGUAUAUAGAUAUAAAAAAAAAACUUGUACAUAUUGUAUAUAAAUUAUUACCAAAAAAUAAUAAAUCAUGAGUGAAACAUUAUUGUUUACUAAGCAAAGUGCUGCAACUGUUUUUCCGAAAGUCUCAGUUGAUUUGAUUUAUAUUAAGUCUUCUUGUCUGUCAGCAUAUUGUGUACAUGUAUAUAUAUUGAAUGUGUUGGUACAUGAAAUGAUACAGCUCUGUAUCUCUAAAAAAAUCAACUUUUUAUCUAUUUCUACACAGAUUGUGUAAAUUCAUGUGUGCCAUUUUUUUUGGAAUUUAAUUUUUUAUAAUAAUAAGAAUAUAUUUGAUGUGAAGGCAAACAGUCACUAGUGGCAUUAUCAAAGAAUCUCAUUUUGUUGUAAAAUCUGAUUUUCAAUGAAUGAAUAGAAUAUAAAUGUAAUCAUUAAAGUCAUAUCUAGUGUGAAAUAAGGUCAACAAAUUUGGUCACAUAAAGUGUGAAACUAGGUCAAAGAAUUAGGUCACAUUAAGUGUGAAACUAGGUCAAAGAAUAAGGUCAUAUCAAGUUUGAAACUAGGUAAAGGAAUAAGGUCACAUCAAGUGUGAAACUAGGUCAAAGAAUUAUGUAACAUUAAGAGUUAAACUAGGUCAAAUAAUUAGGUCACAUCUAGUGUUAAACUAGGUCCAAAAAUUAUGUCAUGUUAAGUGUGAAACUUAAU
This is a messenger RNA of Ruditapes philippinarum (Manila clam), 4724 nucleotides long. RefSeq names its product short transient receptor potential channel 4-associated protein-like. The transcript has 4 exons. Gene Ontology annotation, molecular function: phosphatase binding. The record is from RefSeq and is a predicted model, not a curated record. NCBI's taxonomy places the organism in Eukaryota, Metazoa, Mollusca, Bivalvia, Venerida, Veneridae. Gene Ontology annotation, cellular component: Cul4A-RING E3 ubiquitin ligase complex. Gene Ontology annotation, biological process: ubiquitin-dependent protein catabolic process. Bases 46 to 465 code for a protein of 139 amino acids.